This is a messenger RNA of Geodia barretti, 2061 nucleotides long. Lineage: Eukaryota; Metazoa; Porifera; Demospongiae; Tetractinellida; Geodiidae. The record is from the annotation of a GenBank genome assembly.
AGACACACCGAGGUGAAAGGUCGCACACGUGGGCCGUGGGUCCGAGUGGCAGCUUUCUUCUAUAGUGAACAUGCCGACAGUUCGCGACAGGAAUCUAAAGAAGCUUCGCAGGAUGAAGCAGAAAGCCAGGCAGAAGGUCAAAGCUAAGAUGAACGACAGACAACCUGACGAAAUAGCCAGUGAGGAGGUGGAAGAAGUGAAAGGAGUGGAGGAGAAGGUGGUAGAUGUUGGAGGAGGUAGUGGGGAGAGGGAAGAGGGGGAGGGGGAGAGGAUGAAGGGGAGGAAGAGGAAGACGGAGAAGGGAGAAGGAGUUGGGAAGAGAAAGAAGAUCAAGGGAACUGAGAACGAGGAAGAAGAAGAAGAGGAGGAGAAAGAGGUAGAGUGUGAGGAGAAUGAAGGACAGACAAGUGAAGACGAUGAAAAGCAGAAAGGAAUUGGACAAACUGUUAGGAAGAGGAGAGGUGACAGAAGAAGACCGGCUGUUCUCCUCUCUGUCUGACGUGGUGUCCGACAAGACACUGCAAGCCAUCGGAGAGAUGGGGAUUCACUCACAUGAUGGAGAUUCAGUACAGGUCCAUCAGACCACUACUGCUGGGCAAAGACCUGAUGGGAGCUGCCAGGACUGGCAGCGGAAAGACACUCGCGUUUCUCAUACCUGCCGUCGAGUUGCUCUACAAACUCAACUUCAUGCCAAGAAAUGGCACAGGAGUGAUAAUCAUCUCACCAACUCGAGAACUCUCGCUCCAGACGUACGGAGUUGUCACCGAUCUUGUGUCCCGUCAUCACCACACCCACGGGAUCGUCAUGGGCGGAGCCAACCGCAAGGUGGAGGCGGAGAAACUGAGCAAAGGGGUUAAUCUCUUGGUGGCCACGCCCGGGCGGCUUCUAGAUCAUCUCCAGAACACACAGGGGUUUGUCUACCACAGCCUCCAGUGUCUGGUGAUCGACGAGGCUGACCGGAUUCUUCAGAUCGGCUUCGAGGAAGAGAUGAGACAAAUCAUCAAACUCCUGCCCCGGAAGCGACAGACGGUGCUGUUCUCUGCGACGCAGACCAAGAACGUGGAGGAUCUCGCCAGGAUAUCUCUGAGGAAGGCUCCUCUCUAUGUCGGAGUUGACGACGACAAGGAGACCUCCACUGUGGACGGACUUGAACAAGGUUAUGUGGUGUGUCCGUCGGAGCAACGAUUUCUUCUUCUCUUCACGUUCUUGAAGAAGAACAGAGACAAGAAGAUGAUGGUGUUUCUAUCUUCCUGCAACUCCGUCAAGUUCCACGCCGAGCUGCUCAACUACAUCGAUAUACCUGUCAUGGAUAUACAUGGACGUCAGAAGCAGCAGAAGAGAACGUCGACGUUCCUAGAGUUCUGUCAGGCGUCGUCGGGCACCCUCAUCUGUACGGACGUGGCGGCCAGAGGACUGGACAUACCGGAAGUGGACUGGAUUGUCCAGUACGACCCUCCGGACGAUCCCAAGGAGUACAUCCACAGGGUGGGUCGCACCGCCCGGGCGGGGGGCCGAGGUCACGCCCUCCUCAUGCUCCUCCCCGAGGAACUCACAUUCCUGAAAUACCUCAAACAGGCAAAGGUACCACUGAAUGAGUACGAGUUCCCCGACCAAGAAACUGAGCAACGUACAGUCUCAGCUGGAGAAAUUGAUUGAGAAGAACUACUACUUACAUCGGUCUGCCAGAGACGCCUAUCGCUCCUACCUUCAGGCCUAUGCGUCCCAUUCUCUAAAGGCAGUAUUCAACGUAGAGAGAUUGGAUCUGCAGAGAGUUGGGAAGGCUUUCGGAUAUGCCAUUCCUCCUACUGUCUCGUUAGCCAUCCAUAGCAGCAGUAAGGGAAGAUCUCGCAGAACCAACGCCAGUUCCUAUGGUUACCAGGGCAAGAACGCAGAGAAGAGGAAAAAGUUUCAAAAAUACAAAAAUGUUGACAAACGUCAAUUCUCCAGACACUAAAGUCUUUAUUAGACAGUUACGAUCAUAAAUUUGCUGUUUUUAUAACGAUGCAACAAGUAAACCAUGAUUGUAUUACGAAGACAUAAAACGCAUGUCUAAUUGUUUGU